Monosiga brevicollis MX1 is the source of this 2796-nucleotide messenger RNA. RefSeq lists its product as uncharacterized. The record is from RefSeq and is a predicted model, not a curated record. The transcript has a single exon. The coding region runs from base 1 to 2796 and encodes 931 amino acids. Lineage: Eukaryota; Choanoflagellata; Craspedida; Salpingoecidae.
AUGGAGCUGGUAAGCAGAUGUCAUCUACCCGCUGGUACAGCGCCAAUGCAGCCACAGUGCAAAAUCAGCGAGCACCUUCUAUCUCAUCCCGUGCUUGUGCUACAGAACGACGCGCUCGAAAGCGUGAAGGAGAUGCUAAGGCAGCUGGAGGGCCCUCCCACAUCCCUGGAUUCAAAGACGGCUGACGAGCUGGCACGCCUGGGUCUGAUGAUUGGCGGGUUCGAGCCGGCCAUUGGCGUGAAAAACAUCCAGGAGGACGUCACACGCCUUCCUGUUUCCCUUGCCAUAGAAUGGGCCAAGGCUGUUUGUGCAGACCCCACCAAGCUACGUCUUGCCUUGAACCGCAUCAGUCAGAUGCGCGGCAAACAAAGUUCCGAAGACGAUUCCAAACUGCCCGAGAUCCCUGUCAUCCUUCACCGGUUUGCUCGACCACCUUGCAUCAAGAAGGUUGGGCUAGUCAAAGCGAAUCGAAUCAAGGCAAACCCACCCCGUGAGCCGUGCAUCGUGAGCAACGAUGAUGCUACAGCGCCGCUUCGUUUCAACUGCAUCGACAGCUGCACCAAUGACAACUGUGGCGAGCCGUGCUGCAUCACGACGGGCAUCUCUACACAGACCAUACGCAACGACAUGUCGUCACUGAUGACAGCCCACCGUGCCCUUCACCUGGAUAUCGUGCGCGCGCUCCUGGUCGUCAGUCUGGAGGACGAGAGUUUAUUGACGGAAGCGGAGGAGACGGAGGCCGAAGAAGUAUGGGAGGGAUCGCCAGAACUGACCCAGGCGCAAGCCCGCAUGGCUAUCGUGGCGACGUCAGAGCGCGCUUAUGAGAUACUGGCUUCCGCAGACAUGCUCUGGCCUAUCCCCACCUGUUUUUGGUGUGAUGAAGAUCAGUUACCAGCGGUCGAUUGCCGCGCUGUGGUUUCUGAGGAAAAUGGCCCCAAGAACGAAUUUGUGCACAAGGUCAUUCAACCGGUGAAUGCCACGCUGCUGCAGAUGUGCGAGCACGCCAUGGCCCUCACACCACAGUGGAAGCCCUGUAGCUUCUGGUUGCACGCUGCAGCCGAGCCGAUUGACUUGAUGUGGCGUCCAGCUCAGCCCACCCGACCCGCGCAGGUCAUCUACAUUGCUCUGAGUGCAUUGGCAGAGUUCAUUGCGGAGUGUUACGUUGACAACCGUCACGAUGCACACCACGGCGACUUGGACGCCCUACUUGUCGUUGAGGAGGCCAUUUGGCGCUUGUGUGACGGCAAGGCCACCGAGCUAUCUUCCGCUGUAGCCAUUGAGCUUGGCUUCCGCGGAGUGGUCCUCGCUCAGGCGGAUGCCCGUCUCCUGGCGCGCGCGCUGCGACUUCCCUCCCUGUGGGAGUGGGAGGGCUAUGACGAGUGUUUAUAUAUGGCUGCAAAGGGACUAUGUGAAGACGCUGGUCAUCUUGAAAUGCGCCCGUCUCGACGCAAUACGGGCGUGCGCAGUGUCAUCGUCUACUGCGAUCGGAGUCUGUGUGCAGCCGCACCCGCCCAGGGAUUCGACAGCAGCGUGAGCGCCGAGGAUAAGUACAUUAUCGAGGUUGGCGAACGGAUGCUUGCAUCCGACAGAGCUUCACUUGAAGAAGAAACACGCGGGCGCGACGGCCCUUCUGCUCAGACAUCGUUGGAGACAGGAUUUUACAACGAGCGCACCGAGAUUUUGCGGAAGCGGCGCUACAUCCUUCGGCCGCUGUCCUGCUCUUCUGAUAAUGAGAUCGCCAUCACGGCUCAAGAUAUGGUCCAAAAGCCUCCCGACAUGGAGCCCGGUAGUGUGUUGUCGUCGGAGCUGGCCAAGGUGUUGCCUCUGUUUGCCAAGCGGGAGACUGUUGAACAGUUUGCCGGUUUCGCCGCGACGUUGGACGGGGCUUCAAAAGCAUUGGACUUUCUGACCGCUGAGGCCAGCAAGGCUAGCGUGGAAGCGCAUGAGCUGAUCGGACGGGUGCAGCACAGUUUGGUACAGCGACCGCGCCUCAGCUUGACGUGCGGGUCGGCGGCUCUUCAGAUUCACGGCAUGAACAAGCAGCAGGCCAGUGACCUGGAUGAGCUCUUGCGCAACGAUCUCUUUGGCGAGGCGCUGGCGGUUUGGACUUCGUGCCAGCUGCGACGGACCAUCUUUGAGCGCACCAACGAGCAUGUGCCUCUGCUAGCAACGAGUACCCUGCUCGUUGUUCCGUCGCCUUAUCCCACGUUGUCACGUCCCCUUCAAGGCCCUUGUCCAGGCACCGUUGUGCCACCGCUACCAACACACGAUGUGCAGCUGACGAUCAUCAACUUGGGUCGGUCCAGCAUCAACCGCGCGCUUGGUACCCAGCUUGCACUCACGGUUAAGAAGGGGCUGGACGUGCUACGCACGGCUCAAGGGCGUCGUACGAGUUACAUUGUGUGGUUUGUUGACAACAACAGGCCAUUCCGCUUUGAUCUGGCCAUUGUUCGUGAGCAGUGCGGUGGAAGCUUGCGACAAGACGAGGCACAUCGAUGGGGACGGACGCUGCUGGCUGCCUGGUCUUCCUUGCUGUCGCAGGUCGAGCUGGAAGUGACGGAUGUGGAGGAUGAGUUGAGCUCGACCCCGCUGGCCGGGCUGGGGGUGCGGGCCAGCUCGGAAGCGGCGAAGCGGUUGCUUGUCGUGACAUGGCAUCAUGACUUUGCGCGCGAGGCUGAGGCUGCGGCUCUACGCAUGCUACAUACCAUGUGGGUCUCGCAAAACUGCGAGGUGAACUUGCGUCUUCAUGCGUCGUGGAAUGAUAGCGGCUGCUGGGAGGUGAAAACCUGCUCGUAA